Exophiala dermatitidis NIH/UT8656 is the source of this 1949-nucleotide messenger RNA. RefSeq lists its product as uncharacterized. Lineage: Eukaryota; Fungi; Ascomycota; Eurotiomycetes; Chaetothyriales; Herpotrichiellaceae. The transcript has a single exon. The coding region runs from base 138 to 1274 and encodes 378 amino acids. The record is from RefSeq and is a predicted model, not a curated record.
CUCUCACUCACGUCUCGCGUCGCAAGGCUGCCUGUCUUGCCUCUACUUCUUUGAUUUCCAGGUUCUAUCUUGAACCCAGCUGCGUCAGGGCAGGCCCCUGCGCUCAGCAGGCUCGGCUGCCUGCUAACCAUUCUAUCAUGGCAGACACAGAUUAUGCCGAUGAUGUCCACUUUGCGGGCUUGGUGCAAGCCGCGACAGCUGCGGCAGACGAACAGACUAGGAGUCCAACGUUACUUGGGAAAAGGAAACGAACGGAGAGCAUCACUGCACACACGUCGACAUUGCCAGAUCGCAAAAUCAGUGAUGCAUCCCCCGAGAUCACAUCCCCUCAGCUGCAGAGUUCAGCAUCUGUUCUCUUCCGAGAGCCAUCUUCGAAGAGCAGGAAAUACAGCAGGCCUCCUCUAGGCAAGGUCUUUGCAUCUUUGGAGCUGGCUCCAGAGAAUUUCCUCCGACUCCAAACCGCUGCCAAAGCCUUCAUGCUCGACGAAGCCCACCCUGAACGUCGAGACGUUGUGGGUCAUAAAAAAGUCACUGGCGGCACCGACGUGGCUAAGCUGAAACUGUGGAAUUGUGUUGAAGAGUUUCUUGCAGUGCACGGAUAUGGUGAGAAAUACUUCGGUCCAGGGGCAGGAGAAGGGAUUCCUGGUGCCCCUCCUAGGACUUUAAUAUGGCCCCAAGACAGUCAAACAAUCAUCAAACUGAUGAUGCCACUGAUGCGCAAGAUGGUCACGAAUGAGCGCCAGCGAGUCUACGCUGCUGCGACCAGAAGACAAUGCUCUAACAAAGAGAACAAGGAUGAUCAGUCAUUACCAGCAACACCAGCAGACGACUCUCUAACUUCACACGUCGACACGCAUGAAACAGCCUUGUCAACUAAUGGUCAUCAAACCACUUCUCCUGAUCCUGUCGAGCAGCAUCCAUCCACGGUAUCUGCGAGUGAACCUCAACCUACAACACCUUUUAAGCAAUCAAUCGUUCUUUACGUCAACGUGGUCUCGAAUACUGGUGGUGCUCUGAGGCGAGUAAUACCACGAUUUACGUUGACACCUGAGGCCGCUCCGAGUCUUUCCAGCCUCGUCGCCGAAGUGGAGAAGAAGUACAAGAAACCGCAGCAAGACAAAAGCCCGGAUAGUGCAUCUCGCCCAGUGGUGAAAGUCUGGCUGCCUGAUGGCCUGGUGACGGUGACGGAAGAUGGGGAAUGGAUGGUUGCUUUGCUGAGUGCUGGUGUUGUUGACUGGAUGGAUGGAGAGGUCAGGGUUCUUGUUGAAGUAUGAAUAGCCAUUCCACAGUCGCCUGCUCGACGUUUACCAUAGUACCAGGUAGACAUGCAGACUACUAUCAGCUUGGAAAGGAUGGUCAGUGAGCUCAAUUCUUUGAUGAGACAUCUCAGCGAUGAUCCUACAACCUCGUCCACUCAUGAUGCGACACAACAGUAGGUAAUGAUAGAAAGGCGCCGCCAAACACGAAAGGUAGUCUGCGCGACUUUCCGCAUUGGUGCAUAUGGGAGACGAUCAGCAUAACGGCUGAUUAAACCUGCUCCUGGGACCUCUCAGUCCUGGGAACGUUUGUGGGCUUGAUCGACGCUUGGAUCUGGGUCUGGAGAACCCCCAGUUCACGACUGGCUGAGUGCUCGCUUAUUGCCGAAUUUUGGCUUUGGAGCCCUGUUCUGCUGGCGUUGCCGGCUUCAGAGUCUAUCUGAAUUCGGAAUGGGAUUGAAUUGCUGGACUGUAUUUGGCAAAAGCGGUGUUGAGAGAAGAAGUGUGUGCCGCUCCUCGACAUCCAGUCGCGACCUAGUAGCGUCUUCCAGGGCGAUGGGUUGCCCCAAGUUGACGCUGUACUCAGCCAGCCAACGCACAGACAUGGUUACUCGGAGUUGAACUACCAACCAUCACCAAUAGCUUUUUACGUACUUUUACUCCGACCCUAGCAUGAGAUGUGGUGUUGCCCUG